Fopius arisanus is the source of this 1002-nucleotide messenger RNA. RefSeq lists its product as uncharacterized. The record is from RefSeq and is a predicted model, not a curated record. Gene Ontology annotation, biological process: proteolysis. The transcript is spliced from 4 exons. Gene Ontology annotation, molecular function: serine-type endopeptidase activity. Lineage: Eukaryota; Metazoa; Arthropoda; Insecta; Hymenoptera; Braconidae. Bases 57 to 713 code for a protein of 218 amino acids.
UCUAACCCGGAAAAUUCUUGACUUGACAGUUCGUAAACUAGCAUUAUAGAUUCAUCAUGGCUUCAAGUUUUAUACUAUUAUUAUUAACAAUUGUAGCAACUCUUUCAGAGGGGAAGAACGAUGACUGGGCAUUACCGGUUGCCCCGAGGCAGUUUCCUUUCAUUGCAAUUAUUAGAUACCAUAAUGGGGUGGUUGCCAUUGGGGCCCUGAUCUCUCGAAGCCUAGUUUUAGGCUCUGCCGUCCAUACGUCUGGCAAGCCUGGAAGCAUUGCGAUUCAAUUGGGAUGCAUUUCAGUACAUAAUUGCUCCACUCCACUGAUCUCAUCUUUCGAACGUUCUUGGCGCAGACACAAAGUACUUAUGCUUUUUCGGCUCAAUAUAUUAGCCAAGUAUAGUCACACGAUUCAAACCAUUCCAAUUGGUACUGCAAUGGAUUAUAUGACCCCAAUGUGUACAUACGUGGGAUUGAAUGGACAUAGUGGCCAGGUAUACUCGAUGUCAGUGAAGAUUUCUAAUCGAGCAUCGUGCCUAAAAAGAGUGCCUGUUCCUAGGUCCCACCGAUGUUUUGAAAAUCUUGACUCGUCUGUAAUUCUACCCGAUAAAACCCUUGGCGGGUCAAUAAUUUGCGGGACACGUUUAGUCAGAAUGAUGAGCAUGUAUUCGGUUCUUCACAAAACGGGUCCACACCGCAUGUUCGAUUUGACUGAAGUGUGAAAAAAAACUCUAAUUUUAUAUCACCUUUAGCACAAAUGUGUACUACAAAAUUAUUAUUUCCAUUGUAUAAUUUGAUCUUACUAUCAAUUUACUAUGAUAUUCGAAGUUGUGAAAUAAUUUUAUCACGCAGUAAUAUAAAAUACUGAUAAGCGCUUCAAAUUUCAGCAACGGCGUUAAUUUUCCAACUCCGGAAAUAUAAUUCUUAAGAUUGCGGCAAUAUUAUACCACGUGUAACAAAAAUUAUUGCAUUGCAAUGGAAUUUUUUUUUCUCACUGCAUUACAGCUUAUU